AAACACACCGGGACUCACGAGCUCAGCACGGCCGACACACGGACGCCUCAGCCCGGUCUCAGCGCUCUGACAAAACCCGACCAAUAGAAUCGAUCGGUUCUGAUGUCCAUCGAUUUAGAGGCUGCGCGUGGCCUACGGCGGGAUCAAAGACACCGGAGCAGCGGGUGAUGACGUCAGCCUGUGAGAGCGCCGAGCCUCCGCUCGUGAGCUGAUCGAUCAUUUAUCAGAGGUCAGAACCUGGUUCCUGUUUCUGUCCCAGAGUCCUGGUGCUCCCUGCAGUCCCAGGACUCCCAGAGUUCCAGUGGUCCUGGGACGAGUGAAGCCAGAUUCCUAACACUCCCAGUGCUCCCUGUGGUUCCUGAGACUCCCAGUGUCCAAGCACUUCCUGCAAUCCCAGGACUUCCAGAAUCCCUGCAGCCCUGGGACUCCCAGUGUCCGAGUGAACCCUGAGUUCCUGCAUUCCCAGGACUCCGAGAGUUCUCCAUUCCCAGGACUCUUAGAGUUCCUGCAGUCCCUGGACUCCCAGAGUCCUAACGCUCCAAGUGCCCUAACCCUAGCCCUAAUCCCAGGGAGGAUGCUUCCUGCCUCCAUCCAGAUCACAGGGGAGAUGCUGUCGGCGGCUGAGGUCCAGGACAUCUGUGAGAGUCUGAAGGAGGACGGUGUGAGGCUGCUGUCGGUUCGCGGCUGCCAGCUCUCUGACCGCGACUUUGGACGCAUCUGCCGUAGUGUCGCCGAGUCUCACUCACUCGCUCAGCUCAACCUGAAUCUGGGCGUUGUUUCAUGCAUUAACCGGACUCGUCAGCUGGCUGACGCCCUGAAGGGCAACCGAUCCCUGCAGACCCUGUUUCUCCAUGGCUGCCCACUGCUGGACGCAGGUCUGGUGACCCUGAAUGUGGCACUGUCGACACACCCGGCACUGGUGAGCCUGGAUCUGGGAGACUGCAUGCUGGGAGACGAGGCGUUGGCUCUAAUCUGUGGGAUGCUGCCACCCGAUGGAGCAAAAUCAGGUCUCAGGGAGCUAACGCUAAGUGCUAACCCAGGAAUCAGUUUCAAAGGUUGGUCUCGACUCAGCAUCGCUGUGGCUCACAGUUCCCAGCUCAGAGUGCUCAACCUGGACUACAACCCACUGGGUGACCAGAUUGCUGGGAUGUUGGCUGUUGCCGUGGCAUCCAGCAGAACCCUGGAGGUGUUGGACCUGGAGGGAACCGGACUGUCGAACCAGUCAGCACAGGUCUUCCUGGACAUGGUAGAAAACUACCCGACCAGUCUGCGGGUUCUGGUUCUGGCGGAAAACAACAUCAGUCCCGAGCUGCAGCAGCAGAUCUGUGACCUGCUGUCUGAAGGAGAGGAGGACGACAGAGAAGCCCCACCCCUCCGCACAGGUCCAACCUCCAGGAGUGUCCUGGUGCCAAUCAGAGACAAGUACCAACCAAUCAGUGACAAGUACCAGCCCCCCACCUGGCUACCACACAGCAACUCCGCCCCUCAGACACUCAUGCUGACGUCAGGUCUAGGUGAGAGCUUAUUGGCUGAGACUGAGAUGUGACCCCUCCUCCUCCUCACACACCCACUCCCUCUUUUCCACAGAAUUUAAAUUUUAUUUUAUUUAUUUAAACUUGAAAGUUUGUCUCUUCACUGGUCACCUGAUCAUAAGCAGCCAAUCACAUGCUUCUGCAUGGUUUGUUGUAGCACCUGUAAAAAAAAAACAACCUCAACUCACAAGUGACUUAAGGACUGCUGUCUGCUCAGGCUCCGCCCACAGCAGGUCAGCCGAUGCAUUACUCCUCGCAGGUGGGCAUGUCCUCUGUUGGGAGAUAUUUACUGAGAUUCACCAAUCAGAGGGUAAUUAGAGCUGGUGGGCGGAGCCUGACCAGACUGUGUAGCCUGUUUCUGAUGAAUGUAUCUUUGUUUGUUUGUUUGUCUCAAUAAAACUGUUUACAAUGA
Messenger RNA from Solea senegalensis (Senegalese sole), 1944 nucleotides. It is a transcript of the gene lrrc73, whose product is annotated as leucine rich repeat containing 73. The record is from RefSeq and is a predicted model, not a curated record. Lineage: Eukaryota; Metazoa; Chordata; Actinopteri; Pleuronectiformes; Soleidae. Gene Ontology annotation, molecular function: protein binding. The transcript is spliced from 7 exons. Bases 575 to 1546 code for a protein of 323 amino acids.